Hyaloscypha bicolor E is the source of this 3308-nucleotide messenger RNA. RefSeq lists its product as uncharacterized. NCBI's taxonomy places the organism in Eukaryota, Fungi, Ascomycota, Leotiomycetes, Helotiales, Hyaloscyphaceae. The record is from RefSeq and is a predicted model, not a curated record. Gene Ontology annotation, biological process: ubiquitin-dependent protein catabolic process. The transcript is spliced from 3 exons. Bases 111 to 2942 code for a protein of 943 amino acids. Gene Ontology annotation, molecular function: ubiquitin protein ligase binding. Gene Ontology annotation, cellular component: anaphase-promoting complex.
GCCGCGAGCUACAGUUCUUCAGCAACAACAAGGUACAUUCGUUGCUGUGAAAGCCAAGGCCAGGACGCAGUAACCAUACCCAUGGAAGUAUUCUCUUCUGGACUGUGAAAAUGCCGGGAAGAACCGCCAGCGCACGACGGCAACGCGUCUUCGACUCCGUCUUUGGCAAAGCCAGCAUCUCACUGCCCACGCCUGUUGCCACACCUGCCACGGGCUUCACACCAUCGGGUCAGAUUUUUGGAGUACCGCCGGCUAGGCCGAAUGUCCCAGAUGGCCUGGGACAAUCUCUGGCUAAUGUUCGGGAUGAUGCGGGACAUCGAAGUCAAUCAAGAGAGGUUCCCUCUUUCGUAGCGAGUCACGUCAAUGACCAGGUUCGAUGGGACCGUUCGUGGCACAUGGUCACUCACCAGCUCCACCUUCCAGACUUUCCAGAGAACCGGGGCGUUCUGGAGCCUUUGAGACCUGAGAGAGAUUCCAUUGGUGCCGACUUCUACAAUGCGCUGGAGGUCGUUCUCUACCCUCAACAAUACGUUCCUCUUGCUCGCCAGACAGAAGACAUCGUCGCUUGGCACACCUCCCAAGUCCGGCAACAUUUUCUACAGCAGGUUUUCCCAAUUUUAUCAUGUUUAAAGAGUCAGACCGAUCCUAGGGCGCUACUCCUUCGAGGCGUCAAAAUCCUUGAAACAGCCCACCGCCAGUAUCUCCACGGACUUUCCUUCAUCAAGGAGCAAAUCGACACCUCAGCACCGGAAACCUCACAACUGGUCAUUACAAGAUUCGCACGGGAUCUCCAUGCUAUAAUCAGCAACUCCUCCAUUGAGCCACUUCAAGAUGCUCUCAAGAAGGUUUUGGGCUGGCAUGUCUUCGCAAUUCUCGGCUUACCCAAGACGACUUCAUUGUACGGACCUUACAGGGUGACUGAAUCAAAGAGUCACCACAUAGCAGCUGAAAACCAGGAAACCGAAAAAUCUCGCCGUGAGCUCUUAGGGCUUGUAGAAUCUCUGAACAAUGUCGGGUUGACUGGGGAGAAGUUCCACGUCGCCUUCGCUGAGAUUAUGAACGAUGCAAUGACGGAGUACGUAUAUCACGGCUGCAAAGGAAUUUGGUCACCAGUCAAGGAUGGCCUGCGCUCCGAAUUCGAUGUACCAGGUCAUGUCGAACAUUCAUCCAAGAAGGCCAACCCCAGCUUAUUGCUACCAAGGACUGCGCAUCACUCAUCCCCCUCUAGAUGCGUUACUGAUCUCUGUGAAUGGAUUGAGAACAGAUACGCUAAGCUUGCAGUGCAAGUUCUCAGCAUGCUCGACACCAAGAUUAAGGUGUCUUGGAUUGACAUGGAAAAAUUCAAGGUGAUUAGUAUUGAUCGACUCGCGAACCUUCGAAUCAACGAGCUUUUCGAUAUUGUUGUCAAUUGGCCGCGUAGCAGCGGGGCUCUGGACGAUCUUCGAACUGCAAUUACAACAGCUGAGAAACGCCUCCGUUUGACUGAUGUGUUUGCACAUACCUUAAAUAACAAUCUUCUACAUCCAGGGGCCUCGACGAUUUUGAUCUUGCAGACGUACAUUUCCAUGAUCCGGUCAUUCCAUGCCUUGGAUCACUCGAAAGUACUGCUAGAUCGAGUUGCAUACGCCCUCCAGCUAUACCUGUGUUCAAGGGAGGACACGGUGCGCAUCAUCAUUACUGGACUUCUUUCAAAUACGGAAGACAGCAAAGGCAACCCGAUCGAGCCCACUGGAGACAAGCUGGUAGAGCUGGCACACCUACUAAAUGAUAGCUCCGAAAAUUUUGGACACAGAGCAAAUGACGAAGAACUGGACUGGCAUGAUCCGGACUGGAUACCUGAUCCUGUCGAUGCUGGACCGGGAUAUAAACGGUCGAAGACUGCAGACGUUAUAGGCACUUUGAUUGGGGUCCUUGGAUCUCCAGAGGUGUUCAUCAAAGAAUUUCAGAACAUCAUUGGAGAGAACUUCUUGAAACACGAUGGGACUUUCGAGAAGGAAAUCAAAGUUCUUGAGCUAUUGAAAACCAGGUUUGGCGAAGCACCUCUCCAAGCUUGCGAGGUAAUGCUCAAGGACAUUCAAGAUUCAGGCAGAGUCAAUGGUGUUGUAAGAAGGAACCAAAACCUGGACCCAAGUGAAGAAGAGUUAAAUGCAGCUCGAACGAACCCAGACAUGUUGGACGAGAACAUGAGCCCUGAGGGCCUUCUCAAGCCAUCUCUGCAUGCAAAGAUUCUCUCGAGACUGUAUUGGCCUCAACUGCAAGAUGAGAACUAUCGAGUUCCAGAUACCAUUACCGAACUCCAGAGGAGAUAUGAAGAGGGUUUUGAGUCGCUCAAAGCCUCUCGAAAACUUACCUGGCUCCACACCUUGGGUCAAGCUACCGUCGAACUGGAACUGGACGACCGCAAUGUAACCGAAGAGGUUCAUACUUGGCAGGCCACAGUUAUCUGGGCUUUUCGUAAUGAUGGGCCGGGAAGCAAGAUCGCGGAAAGAACAGUGCAGGACCUGGUGCAAAACCUAGAAAUGGACGAGGUGCUCGUUCGCAGUGCACUCAGGUUUUGGGUCAAGAAGCUCGUUCUCCACGAGGUCGCACCCAAUAGGUUCGCCGUCAUGGAGACGCUAAAUCAAGAAGAUCGAGCACGAUCUAAAGCACAAUCGACCGCUUCUUCGGUUCCAGGAGCAAACGACGAAAGUGUUGAUGAUACAGGAAUGGGAGCAAACGAUGGAAUCGGGGAGGAGAAGUUGGGGAUAUAUUGGAAUUUCAUUCAGGGCAUGUUAACCAACAGCUCGCCCACAAUGGCAUUGCAGCAGAUCGCCAUGAUGCUUAAGAUGCUGAUCUCGGAAGGAUUCCCGCACAGCAACGAGGAGUUGCAAGAAUUUUUGGGCCGCAAGGUUGCGGGAGGGUCGUUAGAGCUGGUGGGAGGGAGAUACCGGCUUAAACGAUGAUGGCAUGGUUUGGCAUGGCAGUCUCCAAAGUUAUGAUACAAUAUGAUCUAGAAAUGACUAAGUCUGGAGCCCAUUUAAUUAGCAGUCGGCCCACGGGUAAGCCUAAAAAACCUCGUGUCUCAUGGUGGACAGAAAAGGCGGCACUCAAUUCCAAUGUCCCAAGUGAUGCUGAACAUUUCAAAUGCUUUCGAUGUUCCCUUAUUUGUCUUGCCGGUUAUUCAAAGUCAACUACUCCCUUCGAAUGUCCCCGAAGUUUUGAAACUUUUAAACCCUAUCCGUCGAUACCCGACUCUGACUGAGAAGACUGAAAAUGAAUUCCGCUUUUUCUUCUCGCGACGAGCAUGUUAAAGCGACUGUUGCAACCGC